GCACGCGCUUUGUGUUUACACCACGAUAACAGUCUUCGCAUUCGAACUCCUUCACAACACGUCGGCGAAAUCCUUCGUUUUCUAGCGAUCCAAGGAACACAAUAAAAUGCUUAGGACAGGAUCUUAUAGGAUUUCGACCAGGCUUUAUGGACUCGUAAAGUCGGGGCUGACGAAGGCUUCUGUUUCGCCCAGAAUCUUGCCCCCAGCAAGGAUACAAGCAUUUAGGGAAUAUGCAUCAAAAGCUGAGGGUCCCCCUUCCAAAUCUUUCGCCAUGGCCUUAUUCAAUGGCAAACUUGAACCAGAGCAAGUCUUUCCAUUUCCCGAAGUUCUAACACAGGAUCAAGAGGAAGAGCUUAGAGCAUUUGUUGAACCAGUUUCUAAGUUCUUUGAGGAGGUCAAUGACCCAGCUAAGAAUGAUGAGCUAGAAACAGUAGAAGAACACGUCAUGGAGUCACUCAAAGAAAUGGGAGCUUUUGGACUGCAGGUACCAGCUGAUUUAGGAGGUGUCGGGUUGACCAACACACAAUAUGCCAGAAUGGUUGAAAUAGUCGGCACGCACGACCUGGCUGUAGGUAUUGUGCUUGGUGCUCAUCAGUCCAUUGGAUUCAAGGGCAUUCUCCUCUUUGGGAACAAGGAACAGAAAGAAAAGUACUUACCUCAGGUUGCUACUGGUAAAAAGUAUGCUGCAUUUUGUUUGACUGAGCCUUCCAGUGGUUCGGAUGCGGCAUCAAUUAAAACAAGAGCUGAACUCAGCAAAGAUGGCAAGCAUUGGAUUCUCAAUGGAGGCAAACUAUGGAUUAGCAAUGGUGGAAUUGCAGAUAUCUUUACUGUCUUUGCCAAGACUCCAAUCAAAGAUCCUAAAACUGGUGAAGUAAAGGAUAAGGUCACAGCUUUCAUUGUAGAACGUGGCUUUGGAGGAGUAGAGAGUGGGCCACCAGAGAAAAAGAUGGGAAUCAAAGCAUCUAAUACAGCAGAGGUCUACUUUGACAAUGUUCCUGUGCCAGUAGAAAAUGUCCUUGGAGGCGAAGGCAAUGGUUUCAAAGUUGCUAUGAAUAUUCUUAACAAUGGCCGAUUUGGGAUGGCUGGUGCUCUCUCUGGUACCAUGAAAGGACUUAUCGAAAAAGCUGUUGACUUUGCUGCUAAUCGUACACAAUUUGGAGCAAAAAUCGAAACCUUUGGAGCUAUCCAAGAAAAAAUUGCUCGUAUGGCCAUGCUCCACUACGUAACUGAGUCUAUGGCGUACAUGAUAAGUGCUAAUAUGGAUUCUGGCGCGACUGACUUCCAAGUAGAGGCGGCCAUCAGUAAAGUGUUUGCCUCUGAAGCUGCAUGGUUCGUUGCUGAUGAGUGCAUUCAGAUCCUCGGUGGCACUGGCUUCAUGAAGUCUGCUGGAGUCGAGCGAGUCAUGAGGGAUCUCAGGAUCUUCCGUAUUUUCGAGGGAACAAAUGACAUUCUGCGACUGAUGAUAGCGCUUACAGGUCUUCAGGGCGCCGGCAAGCGACUGCAGGCCUUGCAGAAACAACUGAAAAACCCUGUUGGGAACAUCGGUGCUCUGAUGGACUUUGGUCUAGGACGUACAAAAAGGGCAUUAGGUAUGAACACCGGUCCCUCGCUCACUGAGCACGUGCACAAAGACCUUCAGCCAUCCGCUGACCAGGUAUCAAAAGCAAUGGGUGACUUUGGCGGAGCUGUUGAAGGUCUACUGAUGAAAUAUGGAAAGAAGGUUUUAGAACAACAGUUUCUUCUCAAGCGCCUCGCAGAUGCCACCAUGGACUUGUACGGAAUGGUCGCUAUCCUUUCCAGGGCCUCUCGGUCGCUCAACAGAGGCUCGGAGACGAGUCAACACGAAGCGAUGAUCUGCCAAGUUUUCUGCAGUGAAGCUGCUGAUAGGAUAGCCAGGAAUCUACGCUCACUUCAAGACCCCCAGAGCCUCUCGAAUGACAAGACCAUGUCAAGGAUAGCCGGCGAGGUCGUACGAAACCAGAGGGUUGUGCCCGAACACCCCCUUGGCUUUUAGCUCCUGCGUCAACAGGAAAAUCUUCUCAAUUUACACAAUUCUGUUUUCAACCCGUCAUCUCAAUAAGCGAUCCCCUCUGAUUUGCUUUUUUUUUUAUAAUUCCAAGUAUUCUAUACACCACCCUCCCUUUUUUUUCAAUCCCUUGGAUGCAUUGGACCGGCAGCUGCCUAUGAAUAAUGUAACUUAUUUGCCUCCAGCUUCAAUACCAGGUUGUCCAGUUUGUCUAAACCUGCUUAUUUAUGGUUUUGUUUGCUUUGUUUUGUUUGCUUCCAACCGGUUUCUUGAGAUUGUCUGAACCUUUUUGUUAUGUUUGUCUACUACUUUAAAAUGAUAGAACAGGAUAAGAGCAUUUAAUGACUUUUUUUGUACAUCCUCUGCUUCUCUUACAGAGCAUAAUGUGGGAAUGGAAAUAGCUAUACGGUUAGCUGUAUUACAAAUGUACAUAUUUGCAAUAAAAUAAAAUAAUAUUACAGUGAUUAA
Molecule: messenger RNA, 2494 nt
Organism: Nematostella vectensis (starlet sea anemone)
Lineage: Eukaryota; Metazoa; Cnidaria; Anthozoa; Actiniaria; Edwardsiidae
Product: very long-chain specific acyl-CoA dehydrogenase, mitochondrial
Exons: 23
Coding region: 107-2014 (635 amino acids)
Molecular function (GO): flavin adenine dinucleotide binding; fatty-acyl-CoA binding; very-long-chain fatty acyl-CoA dehydrogenase activity
Source: RefSeq, a predicted model, not a curated record